Molecule: messenger RNA, 2186 nt
Organism: Grus americana (Whooping crane)
Lineage: Eukaryota; Metazoa; Chordata; Aves; Gruiformes; Gruidae
Gene: FSTL3
Product: follistatin like 3
Exons: 5
Coding region: 73-813 (246 amino acids)
Biological process (GO): negative regulation of activin receptor signaling pathway; cell differentiation; regulation of BMP signaling pathway
Molecular function (GO): protein binding; activin binding
Source: RefSeq, a predicted model, not a curated record
CCGCCUCACAGGCAACAGGUCGCCGGCGCGUCCUGGCCCCGUCCCGGCCCGUCCCGCCGCCCCGGCCCGGCCAUGCCGCUGCGGCUGGCGCUCUGCCUGCUCGCCCUCUGCAGCCCCGCCGCCGCGCACGGUGGGAUCUGCUGGCUGCAGCAGGGGAAGGAGGCCAAGUGCACCAUGAUCCUGAAGACAGGCGUGACGUGGGAGGAAUGCUGUGCCAACGGCAAUGUGGAUGUGGCCUGGUCUAACUACACCUACCCCGGCAACAAGAUCAGCCUGCUGGGCUUUCUGGGGCUGGUGACCUGCCACCCCUGCAAAGAGAGCUGCGAGGGGGUGGUGUGCGGCCCCGACAAGGUCUGCAAGAUGAAGCACGGGCGUCCCCAGUGUGCCUGCGCCCCCGACUGCUCCAGCCUGCCCCGCAAGCUGCAGGUCUGCGGCUCCGACGGCUACACCUACCGAGACGAGUGCGACCUGCUGACGGCCAAGUGCAGAGACCACCCCGACCUGGAAGUGAUGUACCAGGGCAAAUGCAAAAAGUCCUGCUCCAGCGUGGUGUGUCCCGGCACCCACACCUGCGUGGUGGACCAGACGGGCAGCGCCCACUGCGUGAUGUGCCGGACGGCUCCCUGCCCCGAGCCCACCAGCCUGGACCAUGCCCUCUGCGGCAACAACAACGUCACCUACCCCUCGGCGUGCCACCUCCGGCGGGCCACCUGCCACCGCGGCCGCUCCAUCGGCGUGCGCCACUACGGGAGCUGCUCGGCCGCAGCCAAAUUCUCCCCGGAGACGGACAACGCGGAAGAGAACUACGUGUGAAUCCUCCCUCGCCGCGAGGCCAGACCCAGGAGACAGGGGCAUUAUGUGUAUAUUGUACAAACCAUAUACCUGAUAUUUAUUAAGAUAAAAAGAUCCUUAUUUAUACCUGUGUAUGUUAUGCAGUCGCAGGGGGGCCCGAUUCUUGGUCCUGCUGGCCGGGGAGCAGGGGAGGGGGCUCCCAGCCUGCGCGGCCGGAGUGACGCCGAGCCGCCCUGGGGAUGCUCCGGUGCCUGGCAGAGCUCUCGGCCGUCCGGCACCCGCUCCUGGGUUUGUACAGCCCUUCCUCGCGGCCGGCACGGCGCUGAGGGGGCGUCCGUGCUGUCGCGUGUUGGGCCUCCCCACGUGUCCUUGGCCGGCAGCCCUGGGCCUAUUUAUUUUUGGAUUGAAUUCUCGGUACUCUGCUGACGUUUCUGGCCGGGACCUCGAGGUCUAGAGGGAAUCUGCGCUUUCGCCUUCCCCGGAGGGGCUCAGCCCCAGCUGCCAGCAGCAGGAAAGGCAGCAUGGCGCUGCAUCAGAUUGGAGAUAGAUAGAUAAAUAUUUUUAUAUAUAUAUUAAAAAAAAAAAUAUAUGUGCUAUUUUCUCCUAAAGUUUUAGCAUGCGUAUGUUAAAACGGAUUUUAGUUUAGGUUUUCCCGGGCCCGUUCAGACCAGGCUCCUACCCAUCUUCAGAGGGGACUCCUGUGCCCCGAGGGCUGGUGCGAUGGCGGCCGGGCAGCGCCGCCCACCGUGGGCCAUGGCAGCCCUGACUGGGGGCUGAACCGUCCCCCCAGGCCCGCUGAGCCCACCGCUGCUGCGGGCGCCCCUGCCCAGAGCCUUCUCCAGCCCUCCCUGCCAAAACCACUUUGAAAGCAGCCUGGGGUGGGGGGGCUGGGGGGGGUCCGCGGCCCCCAGAGGCAUUUCCAGGGCCGGUGCUGGGUGAAGCAGCCGUGCGGUGCCCUGGGAUGGCGCUCAGCUCCCAACCCCACGGCAGAGCCACCGUGGGGACGCGGGGCCCGGUGGCCAUGGGGAGCACGGCUUGGCAGAGGGUGACAGGAGAGGGGUCAUGGCGCUGUCCCCCUGGGGACCCCCGGCCUGGCUCCCCCUCAGCCGCAGAGCCCCGGCCCCCACCUCCCGCACCCUCUGCUCUGUUGACACCGUCUGUAUUUAUUUUUACUUCUUCUCUCAUUUUGUGUGUUGUCACCUGUGUAAAUACCAUCUCAUCUCUGACACCGAGAAGCUAUCGCCUUUAUAUAAAUAUCAUAUAUAUAUUAUAUAUAUAUAAAUACCCUAUUUUCUAUUUUUGUAUGAUCGCGUUCUGAUUCCUGAGGCAGACGCUAUGGGAACAUACACAUUUCCUAUUUGGUAUUGUUAGGGGCAUUUUUAUGGCUGUGUUAC